AUGGGUAACGAUUUAUUGCAAGGAUAUCAUUCUUCCGAUAAAUUAGCGACCGUUCAGACGACACGAAACAUGCAGUCGGAAUCAAAUCCUUCCAUGGGUGACACAGCUACGACUCGUGAAGACGGAGAACAGGUUAGGUCCGCCGAGUCAGUUGAUUCACAGAGGACCCCUGACGGUAUAGAAACUCAGCUACCGGAAACGUCAGGCAGCAAUGGUUCACAAACGUUACCAAAGGAGUAUGAAGAAGCUACUUUUGAAAAGAAUGCCGAGUUCAUGGAGAAUAUUAGGAAGGAAACUGCUGAAAAAUCACCACUUGUAUGUCUUUCCGAGAGCAUCGACAUGUUAUACGAAGAGUAUCGACAUGGUAGCGAAGUAUAUAGGCAAAAAAUUAUGAAAUUAAAAGAAAAACACGGUAAAAUAAGACGUUGUCGAGGCGAUGGAAAUUGUUUCUAUCGAGCAUUUGGGUUCGCGUGGUUCGAACAACUCAUGAAUUCCAAGGAUCAAAAUCUCGGCCAGAACGCACUUACUGCUUUGGCUUCCACGAAACCGCUUCUUGAUUCGGUAGGAUACCAAUCGUUGGUAUAUGAGGAUUUCUAUGAAGUCUUCGAGCAACAAUUGAAGUCAGCCGCGGAAGGAGGACUAGACGAUGACCGUUUAUUAUCAAUCUUUCAAACCGACGAAAUCUCCAAUCAACUUGUCUUAUAUCUUCGGUUUGUCACUGCCGGGUAUUUGAAAAAACACCGUGAAAGUUAUGAACCGUUCUUAGAAUUUGAUUUCGGAAUGGAUCAGUUUUGUAACAAAUAUGUGGAAGCGAUGGACGUGGAGGCUGACCACAUUCAUGUGAUCGCAUUGACCAAAGCUCUUAAGGUCCCGGUAGAGAUCGCUUAUAUGAGUGGUUCUAAUGCGAUGGAACAAGUGAAUUUUCAUGAAUUUUAUCCAGAAACGGAACCGACCAAAGAAUAUGAUUCGUUGAAGCCGUUAGUGUUAUUGUACAGACCUGGACAUUAUGACAUUCUUUAUCGCGACGAAUGA
This is a messenger RNA of Acaulospora morrowiae, 1032 nucleotides long. Lineage: Eukaryota; Fungi; Glomeromycota; Glomeromycetes; Diversisporales; Acaulosporaceae. The record is from the annotation of a GenBank genome assembly.